Messenger RNA from Beauveria bassiana ARSEF 2860, 1908 nucleotides. Its product is annotated as glutathione S-transferase domain-containing protein. Gene Ontology annotation, cellular component: cytoplasm. The record is from RefSeq and is a predicted model, not a curated record. Bases 1 to 1908 code for a protein of 635 amino acids. The transcript has 3 exons. NCBI's taxonomy places the organism in Eukaryota, Fungi, Ascomycota, Sordariomycetes, Hypocreales, Cordycipitaceae.
AUGGCACCAGGGUCGUUCGCCAGCGGCCAGCAACCGCAGCCGCCGCAGACAUCUCACCAGCCGCCACAGCAACAGCAACAACAGCAGCAGCCAUUUGCCAUGGACAUGGAACUUGGGUAUCCGUCGGCGGCGGCGGCGGCUGUGGCGAUGGGUGAAGCAUAUCGCUCGCAGGGCAACUUUUUCGGCGGGCUAGAAUACCAGGCGCAAGCCGAGGAGAACCGGCAGCCGCAGAGGCGGCGACGGCAGGCGGGCCGCAAUGAAGGUAAUGCGGCUGUGCAGGCCGCGCUGCCAGUAUCGAUAGGUGCUGCCGAUAAGCAGCAGCAGCAGCACAUGGGCCAAUUUGGCAUCCUUGCGCCGACGCCGGUACCGGUUGCGCAUCCGCACGGGUCCAUGGCUCCGGUCAUGGGCCAGCAGACGCUGCACUUUGCUCCCGCCAUGCCGACCGGAGCUGGCGCAGGCGCAGCCGACGAUGCGUCCUCCGCGGUGCCUGCGGCUCAAGGUAAGCUAGGAGGCAAGAUCAUCGUUGAUCCACCGGAUUUGCAAGCCUGGCGAGAGAAGCUUUUCAAUGUUGAUGAGAUGAUUGUUCUCACACAAGAGCAAUUUGAAACAUACUUUCCUCACGUUGAUAAUGUCUACUCUCACCGGUCUACACAAAAGUAUAAGCGUAAACCGUUUAUAUCCCACUACUGGGACUGUCGUAUGAAAGGUCGUCCUCCUGGCACGCCAAAGACGGAGGACCCCAACAAGAAGCGGCGUCGACGCAGCGCGCGCGAGCGCGACUUGUGCGACGUCAAGAUUAAAAUCACCGAAUACUUUCCCAGCGCGGAGCCCUUGCAGCUCGACACCAGUGACACGUCCGCGGCGGCAGCGGCGGCCGUCGCCGCGGGCUACCACGGUCAGCGCUUCUGGACCAUUCAGCGCGUCAACGGCAAUGGCGGCAACGGCAAGGGCGACGGCGUGGCCGGUCCGCAUAAGCACACCCUCGCAAAGAGCGACGAGAUCAAGAAGAACAGCGUGCAGCGGCACGUGGCCGCUCAGGACAAGGUGGCGAAGCGGGCGCAGCCCGCCCCGCGACGGACCAGCGGCGCCGCGGCCGUGACGGCCAAGAAGCACACCCGCGAUGGCGGCGAUCUCAGACUGUACGCGGCGUCCUAUUGCCCCUUUUCGCAGCGUGUCUGGAUCGCGCUCGAGGCCAAGGGUGUGCCGUACCAGUACUGCGAGACUGAUCCGCACCGCAGGCCUGCGCAACCGGCCCUGCUCGAGGCGAAUCCUCAAGGCAAGGUGCCAGCGAUUCGGCAGGGCGCGUGGGCCUGCUCCGAGUCGGCCCUCGAAGACUUGGAUCAGCGCGUACCGUUGCUGCCCUCGGACGGGCGUCUCAAGGCCAACUGCCGCUUCUGGAUCAACCAUGCAAGUUUCACCUCCCACCUUUUGUCUCCCGAUUCUAUGCCGGAAGAAGAAAAUAUCCCAAAAAAAGAAGAAGAACAUGAGCUAACACGUGCCUUCCAGAUCAACACUGACCUUUUGGCUGCCUUUUACGCACUCCUCCGGAACACGGACCUCGCCCGCCGGCCGGACCUCAUUGCGCGCCUGCAAGCGCAACUCGACCGGCUCGCGCAGGCCGCCGACGAGCACGGCCCGUACUUUCUGGGCCCCAUGCUCAGCCUCGUUGACGUCCACCUCGCCCCCUUUGCCCUGCGCCUGCGUACCAUUCUUCAUCCGCGGCGCGGAUGGCCCGACCCGGCGGCCCCGGCGGGCGGCGGCGGCAGCUCCGAGCGCUGGGCGCGCUGGCUCGACGCCCUGGAGCGUGAUCCCCACGUCAAGGCGACGACGAGCGCGGACGACUUGUACGCGGAUACGGCGGAUUUGCUUAUAAAUAAUGCGGCACCGGUGCCACCAACGAACGUAUGA